Diorhabda carinulata is the source of this 735-nucleotide messenger RNA. Its product is annotated as E3 ubiquitin-protein ligase RNF181. Gene Ontology annotation, cellular component: cytoplasm. Gene Ontology annotation, molecular function: ubiquitin protein ligase activity. Lineage: Eukaryota; Metazoa; Arthropoda; Insecta; Coleoptera; Chrysomelidae. Bases 112 to 555 code for a protein of 147 amino acids. Gene Ontology annotation, biological process: protein ubiquitination. The record is from RefSeq and is a predicted model, not a curated record. The transcript is spliced from 3 exons.
GCAAAUUUAAAAUCUGUCUAGUCACUUCACUCACGGUCUUUUACUUCAUAAUUUAUUUGCUAAAACGUAUUAGAGAAAGAAUUCAUAAUUCUUAUAAACAAAUUCAAUAAAAUGGCAGAUUAUUUCGGAGAAAUGGGGUGGACACCUUUGGAAGAUGGACAAGCACCAGACCAUUUUUUACAUUUAGCUCGUCUGUUUAGAGAUUUUAACAUGUUCAAGGAAUUAAAUAACUUGAACGGUCAAAAAUUACCUCCUCCAGCUUCUAAAAACGUGGUGGAAUCGAUCCCAAAUGAAAACAUAACAAACAGUGAUUCGCAGUGUCCUAUAUGUUUAAAAGAACAUAUCAAAGGUGAAACUGCAAAAAAAUUGCCCUGUGGGCAUUUGUAUCACAACAAUUGCAUUAUGCCAUGGCUUUCAAAGACAAAUUCUUGUCCCCUAUGUAGAUAUGAAUUGCCUACUGAUGAUGAGGAUUAUGAAGCUUGGAGAAAAGAAAAGAAACGAGCUAAAGAAAGGGAAACAGAUAUUGAAAAUCUUCAUAAUUCAAUGUUUUCGUAACAAUGUUAAUUAUUUAUCUAAUUCUGUUAUAAUAUCUCUAGGUUCUAUCUAUUAUAUGAAUUUUUCACUAUAUUUAAACAUUUUGGUGGUUAAACGAGAAUUGAUUUGUAAAUUCUAUUUGAAAUAACUAUUUAAAAAGUUUUGUACUGGAAUUAAACGGAAAACCAAUUUGCAGUAUUA